Messenger RNA from Paracoccidioides lutzii Pb01, 3006 nucleotides. Its product is annotated as DNA repair protein RAD16. Gene Ontology annotation, molecular function: metal ion binding; ATP binding; ATP-dependent chromatin remodeler activity. The transcript is spliced from 10 exons. The coding region runs from base 1 to 3006 and encodes 1001 amino acids. The record is from RefSeq and is a predicted model, not a curated record.
AUGAUAUCAGUUCUUGGGGAAUACUCGACUUCACUGAGAGAACGUGCCUCAAGUCGGCAAACCAGAUCAUCCUCGUCCUUAAAUCCCAGUGUUGUUGUCUCUGAUCUUACCGACAGAGACUUUUCCUUUGACGAACGCCUGGUAUCUCCUCGUACUCGGGCUGAGUCUUCUAAUAGAGAUGCCAGAAAUGAUAAUGAUAUAAAACCGGCCGUCAUGGUUGCGGUGGCCAUAGAAAAUAAGUCCUCUUUUGGUUCACCUUCAUCUUCAACAGAUGGAAGUGCCGAGAGUACAACAAACGGAUACUCUACUCCUGCUACAACUGUAAAUGGUACUCCAGCAGAACUUGUCAAUCCUAAGAGCAAACGUGUCAGCGCAUCAGCCCGUGCCCUUCAACUACGGUCAAGUGCAUUCGCUCUAAGGAAAACCUCAGCCGGCACGAAACGUUCUGCUAAGUCUAUUAGUGGGGAUUCUUCACUCGACGAGAGCCCAGAUGCAGCAUUAGCUCGUGCGGUACAGGCAGAAGAGUAUAACGAUGCCAGCUCGAAAAGAGUAAAAUGCUCCCAUGAAAUUCACAAUUCCACUGAUGACGAAUUCAACCAUGACUCUUUGUCCGACGCUCCUGACAAUAAAGACAAGCUGUGUUCGCGGCCGAAAGCUAAUUUAACCCGUGUGACUCGUAGCAAGGCUGGUCAUCAACCUCUCGCACCAGCCAUGAACCCCAUGGACACCAAUCGCGGCUGCAAGAGGAAGGGUGUAUCCAAGGAUAUUAUUGCUGACAGUGAAGGAUCUUCUUUGUCGGAGGCAGAUUCUGAUCUUUCCAACCCAUACAGCAGCGAAGAUGAGAUGGACACGUUCCAGAGUGACUCGAGUGACGAAGACUCUUCUGACGUGGACAUCGAUGAGUUUGCUGCUCCGCUUCCUCCGACCACCAGACCAUUUCGAGCACGCGCCAAAACUACGGCUCCAAGUCAUCGCCGCGUUCGCCGCGUGGGCUCCAUGGGCCGCAUGCGCAUAUAUCCAGAAACUCCUGAAGAAUUCCGAAUGAGUGCACGCGCACUUCGCGAACGAAGAAAACUUCAGAAUCAACAUCCAAUUAUCAAAACGAUGUGGGAUGAAUUGAAAAAAACACCAAUUAUCACUCCUACCCCAGCCCCGCAACCACCAGGCAUCACCAGAAAAUUGAAGUCGUUCCAACUGGAAGGAUUGAACUGGAUGAUGCAGCAAGAAAAGUUACAGUGGAAAGGCGGGCUGCUUGGCGAUGAGAUGGGAAUGGGGAAAACAAUCCAGGCUGUGUCCUUGUUGAUGUCUGAUUACCCUGUUGGCAAGCCGUCAUUAGUCGUAGUGCCUCCAGUUGCUCUCAUGCAGUGGCAGUCGGAAAUCGAGCAAUACACGGACGGUAAAUUGAAAGUCCUUGUGCACCAUGGGUCCAAUUCGAAAGUCAAACACCUUUCAGCGAAACAGCUAAAGGCCUACGACGUGAUCAUGAUAUCUUACGCUGGUCUUGAAUCUAUGCAUCGCAAGGAGGUUAAGGGUUGGAAAAGAAAUGAUGGCCUUGUGAAGGAAGACAGUGUUAUUCACUCAAUCCAUUUCCAUCGCCUAAUCCUUGACGAGGCUCAUAGCAUCAAGCAACGUACCACAAGCGUAGCCAGGGCUUGCUUUGCCUUGAAGUCGACCUAUAAAUGGUGUCUUUCUGGUACUCCUGUCCAAAACCGAAUUGGAGAAUUUUUCUCUCUUCUGCGGUUUCUGGAUAUCAAGCCAUUUGCAUGUUACUUCUGUAAGGUGUGUCCGUGUCAGGAAUUGCACUGGUCACAGGAUGCAGAAAAGAGAUGUACCCACUGUCGUCACAGUGGAUUUUCUCAUGUUUCCAUUUUCAAUCAGGAAAUUCUCAAUCCAAUCACCGAAUCGGACUCUCCAGAGGCUCGGAAAUCUGGCCUCGACAAAUUGAGAUACAUAACCGAUAGAAUUAUGCUCCGACGCGUUAAAAAGGAUCACACGUCUUCUAUGGAGCUCCCACCCAAACGGGUGAUACUUCACAAUGAAUUCUUUGGAGAAAUCGAACGGGACUUUUCUUCCAGUAUUAUGACUAACACUAGUCGACAAUUCGAUACGUAUGUCAGUCGAGGUGUUAUGUUAAACAACUACGCAAACAUUUUCGGUCUCAUCAUGCAAAUGCGCCAAGUCGCCAACCAUCCAGAUUUAAUUUUGAAAAAAAACGCUGAAGGAGGCCAAAACGUUCUCGUUUGUGGCAUCUGCGAUGAACCCGCUGAGGAACCGAUACGGUCUCGUUGUCGCCACGACUUCUGCCGCCAAUGUGCCAAGGACUACAUCCGGUCGUUCGACGAGGGCGGAGAACCCGACUGUCCGCGCUGCCACAUCCCGCUUUCCAUUGACUUUGAGCAGCCAGAUAUCGAACAACAGGAGGACCAUGUUAAGAAAAAUUCGAUUAUCAACCGUAUCAAAAUGGAAAAUUGGACGUCGUCAACUAAGAUCGAAAUGCUCGUGUACGAUCUGUUCAAACUACGCAGUAAGAAGCAGACGCACAAGUCUAUAGUCUUCUCGCAGUUUACAUCUAUGCUUCAGUUGGUUGAAUGGCGUUUGCGGCGAGUUGGAUUUAACACGGUCAUGUUGGAUGGAAGUAUGACCCCAGCACAGCGCCAGAAAUCCAUUGAACACUUUAUGAAUAAUGUCGACGUCGAGGUUUUCCUUGUCUCUCUUAAAGCAGGGGGUGUUGCCUUGAAUCUCACGGAAGCGUCUAGAGUCUUUAUCGUUGAUCCAUGGUGGAACCCAGCCGCGGAAUGGCAGAGCGCAGAUAGAUGUCAUCGGAUCGGCCAGCGGCGGCCAUGUGUUAUCACCCGACUCUGCAUCGAAGACUCAGUGGAAUCGCGCAUGGUCCUUCUCCAAGAGAAGAAAGCCAAUAUGAUCAGGGGGACGAUCAAUAAGGACCAGAGCGAGGCGUUGGAGAAACUGACGCCGGAGGACAUGCAGUUCUUGUUCCGGGGGACAUAA